AUGUGGACCACAGCACUGGCCAGAACCACGGAUGGUUCUGCCUACCUGACCGUGCAAACCCAGUCUCUUCACCAGAUAGGUAGAAUUAUGCAAAUGAACAGGCUACAAGAUCUGACACCUGCUCCAUCCAUGACAGUGCCGAUCGAGCAUUCCGCUAGGCCGACGCUGGGGUUUCCCUUGGGAACUGCGCUGUUGCUUCUUGUGAUCUUCUCCCUCAGUGGCAUGUUCUCAUGUUGCUACCACUGGGACAAGCUCCGCUCCCUCCUUCGGUCUCGGCAUCCUGCCAUGUUCCAAGAGGGUGAGCAUACCGUGAUCUCCAUCGGAUCAUCACCGAGCAAGACAGCUUCUGAUCACAAGCUGGAGAAAAUGGGGAAAGAGUGUGGUUUGCCUGUUAUUAUGCCUGGGGACAAGAUCCCCAAAUUCUUUGCGAGGCCCUGCCCACACGAGAUGUGUUUGCCUGAAGCAGAGAAGACUGAAGCUGCGUUGGAAACCAAAUGUUCGGGUCAUGGGACCAUUUGUAUCUGUACAUCAGUACAUGAAAGCACACUUAGCCGUUAGUGAUUUAUGAUUGGUGGAUUGGGUGUACAUAUGCAUGGUAAUAGAUUGUUGUCUGAACAUUCGGUCUUGUGCUGCUAUAUACAAGGAUCUGGCCGAGAUAGGUGAUUAUUAUUAAUUUUUUUGUUAGGGUUUGAAAGGACGAUUUGUUCUAGUAACAAGCUUGUUGAAUGUUAUAUCCUUGAGGUUGCGCUGCUCAA
Molecule: messenger RNA, 755 nt
Organism: Panicum virgatum (switchgrass)
Lineage: Eukaryota; Viridiplantae; Streptophyta; Magnoliopsida; Poales; Poaceae
Exons: 3
Coding region: 1-558 (185 amino acids)
Source: RefSeq, a predicted model, not a curated record